AUGAGUGAUAGUGGAUCAACAAAUUCCGAUACAUCAUUAUGCUCCUCCAAAAACACCAAUUGUUAUCGCAAUUUAGAAUAUGAGGAAAAGGAAGCACCGAUUGAUGAUUCGACAAGUACUUUCGGAUCAGGAACAAUUUCAGUUAAGCGCGAUAUUAAGGAUGAUAGUUUGUUUUCAACGGAAAUUACUUCGGAUACGGUAAAUCCUACUAGGUGGAAAAAUGACUGUCAUUCGAAAUACUGUAGUGAAAAUGAAGGACAAAAAAUUAAUGGUAAUACCAAUCUUGAGAAUAAUGUUCAAUUUAUGGAAAAUUUGUCACACGAAAUUUCUCACUUUUCAGCGAAUCAAAUUUUAUUGGAUGAAACAAAAGACCAAACGUCAUAUAUUGUGCCAACGUUAGUUGCGGAUAACACUCGUCGACGUCAAAUGUCAAGUUAUGAAAAAAUGAUGGCAUUAACAUGCCAAAAAUGUGGACAAAAGUAG
This is a messenger RNA of Loa loa (African eye worm), 483 nucleotides long. RefSeq lists its product as hypothetical. NCBI's taxonomy places the organism in Eukaryota, Metazoa, Nematoda, Chromadorea, Rhabditida, Onchocercidae. The record is from RefSeq and is a predicted model, not a curated record. The transcript has 4 exons. Bases 1 to 483 code for a protein of 160 amino acids.